Molecule: messenger RNA, 1422 nt
Organism: Equus caballus (horse)
Lineage: Eukaryota; Metazoa; Chordata; Mammalia; Perissodactyla; Equidae
Source: RefSeq, a predicted model, not a curated record
AUGGGGCAUGUGAAUCACUCAGUAGCCUCUGACUUCAUUCUGGUGGGCCUCUUCAGUCACUCAGGGUCACAUCAGCUUCUCUUCUCCCUGGUGGCUGCCAUGUUUAUCAUGGGGCUUCUGGGCAACACUGUUCUGCUCUUCCUCAUCCACGUGGACUACCGGCUCCACACACCCAUGUACUUUCUGCUCAGUCAGCUCUCACUGUUUGAUAUUGGCUUCCCUCUGGUCACCAUCCCCAAGAUGGCAUCAGACUUCCUGCAGGGAGAAAGUUUCAUCUCCUUCGAGGGUUGUGCAGCUCAAAUAUUCUUCCUGACGCUCAUGGGUGUGGCUGAGGGAAUCUUGUUGACCCUAAUGUCCUAUGACCGUUAUGUCGCUGUGUGCCAUCCCCUGCAGUAUCCUUUGCUCAUGAGGCGCCAGGUGUGCCUGCUCAUGGUGGGCUCCUCCUGGCUGGCGGGUUUGCUCAAUGCCUCCAUCCAGACCUCCAUUACUCUGCACUUCGCCUACUGUGCCUCCCGCAUCGUGGACCACUUCUUCUGUGAGGUGCCAGCCCUGCUGAAGCUCUCCUGCGCAGACACCUCUGCCUAUGAGUUGGCGCUGUCCACCUCGGGGGUGCUGAUCCUUGUGCUCCCCCUUUCGCUCAUUGCCACUCCCUACGGCUACGUGUUGGGGGCCAUUCUACGCAUGCGCUCAGAGGAGGCCCGAAACAAGGCCUUCACUACCUGCUCCUCACACAUCACAGUAGUGGGACUCUUUUACGGAGCAGCCGUGUUCAUGUACAUGGUACCGGGUGCCUACCACAACCCACACCAAGACAAUGUGCUCUCCCUUUUCUACAGCCUUGUCACUCCCACACUCAACCCGCUCAUCUACAGUCUGAGGAAUCGGGAAGUGAGGAUGGCUUUGGUCAAAGUGCUCAGCAGUGCUGGACUCAGGUAAAAGUGAUGACCACACAGCGGGCUACUGGCUGAUUCCAGUGAUCCUCCGUCCCACCCAUCUCUCCAAAGCACCAAUUUGUGGUGCAGCUGCUAAGGCCUUAUGGUGAAAGCUAGGUGUCUUCCCAGCCUCUUCCCAUCCCAUGACUAGUUGGGUUCAUGUUUUCUCCCAUGGAUUUGUAAAAAUCAACUGUAGAGGUCCCAAUCACUUUUAGUAAAUUCUUUAGUACAAUUUACAUAAAUGGAAGGCCCAACUUUGUAAAGUUGAGAUCUCCCUGUUAUUGAAUUGAUAGUUAAACUAGUAAUAAUUAACAUUUGUUCACCAAUUAAUCUGCCAAGUGAAGUUAUUUCGUCCUCAAGAUGGCUUUUGAGGUGUAGGGACUAUCAUAUUUUAUGUGUAAGAAAAAAAUGACUCAAAAAGGGAAGACAGCUCAACAGCAGUCAUACUUCCAGAAAGUGGUAGAGCUGGGCCUUGAAUCCAUGAUCUUAU